This is a messenger RNA of Misgurnus anguillicaudatus (oriental weatherfish), 2269 nucleotides long. RefSeq names its product glycine receptor, beta b (gene glrbb). The record is from RefSeq and is a predicted model, not a curated record. Lineage: Eukaryota; Metazoa; Chordata; Actinopteri; Cypriniformes; Cobitidae. Gene Ontology annotation, biological process: monoatomic ion transmembrane transport; chloride transport. Gene Ontology annotation, cellular component: postsynaptic membrane. Gene Ontology annotation, molecular function: extracellularly glycine-gated chloride channel activity; transmembrane signaling receptor activity.
UGCUACUGCGCAUGUAUGUUGCAUGACAGGUACACGCGAGGCUCCAUCUUGGCAUCCCUUCACCAGUGCAAUAGAGCAGUGCAAUAGACAUUCCGUUUAGAUAAUUUUAAUAACAUAGCUAAUACGAGAGUAUUGUAAUGAACACUAAUCCAACAGGCGCGAACCGGGCUCAGUAAGAAAACGACGAGCAGAAUGCGAUACAGCAGGCGGCGGCAGGUCAUGACGACGCUUUAACGACCGAUCGCACUGUCAGCGCUAUUCAAUCUCAUCCGUGGGAAAACUGUGGGAAAAGCGUUACCGUAUUAAAAUGGCUUUGCUGAGUUGUUGUAAUAUGAAGGUGCAAAAGGUGAUCUUUUUAUUGCUUAUCAUCUGUCUGUGGAUGGAAGGAGGGUUCACCAAAGAAAAAUCAACAAAGAAGGGAAAGAAGAAAGGAAAACAGGUUUACUGUCCUUCGCAGCUGUCAUCAGAGGAUCUGGCACGGGUUCCUGCAAACUCUACUAGUAACAUCCUUAACAGACUUUUGGUCACUUAUGAUCCAAGGAUCCGGCCUAACUUCAAAGGUAUUCCUGUAGAGGACCGCGUGAACAUUUUUAUCAACAGCUUUGGGUCCAUCCAGGAGACAACCAUGGAUUAUCGUGUGAAUAUCUUUUUGAGACAGCGCUGGAACGACCCCAGACUCAGGCUUCCUCAGGAUUUCAAGUCCGAUUCGCUCACUGUCGACCCCAAGAUGUUCAAGUGUCUAUGGAAGCCUGAUCUUUUCUUUGCCAAUGAAAAGAGUGCCAACUUUCAUGACGUUACUCAGGAGAACAUCCUGCUGUUUAUCUUCAGAAACGGAGACGUCCUCAUCAGCAUGAGGUUGUCAGUUACCCUCUCUUGUCCACUUGACUUGACCCUCUUCCCUAUGGAUACUCAACGAUGCAAAAUGCAGCUUGAGAGCUUUGGCUACACCACAGAUGACCUGCAGUUCAUGUGGCAGUCUGGAGACCCUGUGCAGAUGGAAGAAAUUGCUUUACCUCAGUUUGAUAUUAAACAAGAGGACAUUGAAUAUGGCAACUGCACUAAGUUUUACUCAGGGACAGGCUACUACACGUGCGUGGAGGUGAUCUUUACUCUGAGGAGGCAGGUGGGCUUCUACAUGAUGGGUGUGUAUGCUCCCACCCUGCUCAUUGUCGUGCUGUCCUGGCUUUCCUUUUGGAUCAACCCUGAUGCCAGCGCCGCUCGAGUGCCUCUGGGGAUCCUGUCAGUGCUUUCUCUCUCCUCUGAGUGCACCUCUCUGGCCUCUGAACUGCCCAAGGUCUCCUAUGUAAAAGCUAUUGACAUCUGGCUGAUUGCCUGUUUGCUUUUUGGCUUCGCCUCUCUGGUCGAAUACGCUGUAGUACAGGUGAUGCUUAACAGCCCUAAACGCUUGGAGGCAGAGAGAGCAAAGAUUGCCUGCAGGGAGAAGGCAGAGGGAAAGACCCCUGCCAAAAACACCAUCAAUGGCAUGGGGACCCCGAUACACGUCAGUACGCUUCAGGUGACAGAAACAAGGUGUAAAAAGGUAUGCACCUCCAAGUCAGAUUUGCGCUCCAAUGACUUCAGCAUCGUGGGCUCGCUGCCACGAGACUUUGAGCUAUCAAACUUCGACUGCUACGGCAAGCCCAUCGAAUGUGGCGCUGCCAAAGCGCAAGCCAAGAACAACAAGAAGCCGCCACCCGCUAAACCCGUCAUACCCUCGGCAGCCAAACGCGUUGAUCUUUAUGCUCGUGCACUCUUUCCAUUCUCCUUCCUGUUCUUUAAUGUCAUUUACUGGUCCGUGUAUUUGUGAUUGUGUUGAAUUUAACCUGCUUUCAUUCAACCAGCAUUAUCUUUCUCCUCGUACAAUGUGUACCUCAGGCAGAGCUAUUUCACAGCCGUAUACAGAGAUAAUCUAUGGGAAGUUUUAUAACAUGAAAACAUUUUUGAUGGAACAAAGCAUUUGCUCGAACCAUUGCUUAAAUUUGAAAUUUGCUAUAUUUAACUGUUGCACAAAACAGAGCAAAAUUAUCUUGCAUGUGGAAAUGGAAUAUAUGAAAUUAUAUAUAGUAUCUAAAAUAUAUAAAUUACUUAUAUAUCAGCUGGUAACAUGAUGGUUGUAACAUGAUUUGUACUGAUAUCCACUGCCAUAGGAACUCUUCCUAAUACAAGCAUUCCAAUAACAAACGAGUGUAAAAAGCAGAGAAAACCCAAACAUUUUGUGUGCUUGUGAAAACGACUGUCAAUAAAUAGCCUAAUGGCUCAGCUGACCUCA